AUGGAUAAGGCUCAGCCUCGAGCUAAGACAGAGAACGAGGCUCCUGCCAGAUAUCAGCAAAUCCUUGAUGAUUGGGAAGGGCGCCCAGUGAUCAAGACGUAUGCAAGUGGCAGCAAAUUCUGCGUAGGUGACAAGAUCUACAUCUCUGAAGGUCGCACAUUACGAGGCCCUUUCCUUGUUGCCAGUGUGCCAAACGUUGGGAGGUAUACAAUCAGCAAGGAAGACGGUACUAAGCUAGACGAAGGAAAGGUCUAUGAGGAGGAUAAGCUUGAAUCUGCGGAAUAG
Messenger RNA from Endocarpon pusillum Z07020, 285 nucleotides. RefSeq lists its product as uncharacterized. The transcript has 3 exons. The record is from RefSeq and is a predicted model, not a curated record. Bases 1 to 285 code for a protein of 94 amino acids. Lineage: Eukaryota; Fungi; Ascomycota; Eurotiomycetes; Verrucariales; Verrucariaceae.